AGUUGGUCUUGAGCAAGCGACUCAAACAGUCGAUUCGUGUGUUGUAGCGAAGUGGUGAAAACUAUUCCAUCGAAUUGUUGUACAGCAACAAGUUAAUAGAUACAACUAAUUACGAAAGUGCAGACAAAAACAAAACCCCUCAUGAAUUGGGCAGAAAUUUCGCUGGAAGGUCAUGAGCAACUGCUCACAUUGCCGCUGGGCGAGAUCAAAGGCCAAUGCUGCCAGACAAUUUAUGCGCAGGCUUAUUACAGUUUCGAGGGCAUACCCUAUGCUAAGCCACCGCUGGGAGAGUUGCGUUUCAAAGCGCCGCAACCUGUCGAACCUUGGACUGGCGUGAAGGAUUGCACACAAUGUGCCAGCAAGCCGAUACAGAAGAAUUCACGCAUCGGCAAGGUAGAGGGAUCCGAGGAUUGUUUAUAUCUGAAUGUAUAUACAAAGCAGUUGAAAUCCGAGCAGCCGUUACCUGUCAUAGUUUUUAUCUAUGGUGGUGCUUUUUACCAAGGCGAGGCCACGAGAAAUGUUUAUGGUCCGGACUAUUUCAUGAACGAGCAAGUCGUACUGGUUACACUCAACUACCGGUUGUGUUCCUUGGGUUUCCUCAGUCUCGCUGAUCCCGCGCUGCAAGUACCCGGCAAUGCUGCGCUCAAAGAUCAAAUUCUCGCGCUGAAAUGGGUGAGACAGUAUAUCGCACAUUUCAAUGGUGAUCCCAACAAUGUUACGCUUUUUGGUGAGAGCGCCGGUGCGGCCGCCGUGCACGUGCUAAUGCUUAGUGAACAGACGCGCGAUCUCUUCCAACGUGUCGUAGUCAUGUCUGGUUGUGCGCUAAAUUUUUGGGUAAAUAUGCCGCAAACGGAUAUGGCCUAUAGAUUGGCAAAAUUUCAUGGCUACAAUGGUGAGAAUAUUGACGCAGAUGUGUUAUGCUUUCUACAACAAUUAGAGCCUGACAAACUGGUAAAACAUUCACUACUCAACGAAGAGGAACGCCAAAAGUUAUAUAUCUUUCCGUUCGGCCCCAUUGUAGAACCAUACAUUAGUGAGGAUUGUGUAUUGCCAAAACGGCCGUUUGAGUUGUUAAAAAGUACGUGGAGCAAUCGGAUACCAUUGAUUAUUGGCGCCAAUUCCUUUGAAGGUCUCUAUAUGUACCAGCGUCUGAAAAUGUUUCCACAAAUAAUGCAGAUGCUUUUAAACUAUCCUGAACGCAUUUUGCCGGAGGAUGCAAAAUCCGCUUAUACGCCCGAACAAUGGCAGGAAAUGGGUGAGAAGCUGCUGAAGUUAUUUUUUAGUCCUAAGCAGCCGAGUGAUCGUUCGAUGUACAAAUUUCUCGAUAUCUAUGGUUACAAGUACUUUUUUCAUGACAUCCAUCGCUGCAUCUUGGCGCGCUUGGCUUAUGCGAAUGCCUUUACAUAUCUCUAUCGUUUCGAUUUCGAUUCACCCGAUUUCAAUCUAUAUCGUGCCAAGUAUUGCGGACUCGAUCAAGUGCGUGGUGUAGCUCACGCUGAUGACUUAUCGUAUAUGUUUUUCUCAAACGAUUCAUGGAAAGUCAGUUCCGAUUCGGCCGAAUACAAAACUAUCAGACGGCUAAUUGGUAUUAUUGCGGCUUUUGCCAAGAACUCUGAUCCUAAUUGUAGCGAAAUUAAACCCAUUGUCUGGAUGCCGCUAGAAGACGCCAACCCGAAUUUGGCACUGAAUAUUAGCUACGAUUUAAGUAUAAUGGAGUUGCCGGAGAGUGCGAAACUCAAUGCUUUGGAUGAAUUAUUUCCAUUGAAAGAGCAACUGUAUUGCAAAUUAUCAUUCCUCAAUGAUGAAGAUAUUGUAAAAUUUUUGGGCUUACUAGAAAUCGACGAUGAUACAGAUGUGGAAGAAGAUUUGGAAGAUCUUUUAGACGAAGAUGUAGACGAUGCAGAAUUACCUAUCGACACUGGAAUUGACGAGGUGAUUAACAGGGCGGUAAAUUUGUCAGAUUCAAUGCUGGAAUCAGAAGUGUGUGUCAAUUUAAAUGGAAGUCCCGCGUCGUUUACACAUGUAUUAUCCCCAUCUACUUCGACUUCCUCAAAUAUUCCGCAAUCACAAAAUCGCAAAUGCAAAGCUCCUGGUGAGCAGGUUGUCGGUCUACGUGUUGAAACUAUCAUAACCGAUCCAGGUGAGUUUGUUGGGUCAGUUAAUGAUAUCGAUCCUAAAUCGCCGACCUUUAAGAAAAUGUUGUGGCGAAAGAAGAACUUAGUGCUAGAUAAAUCAGCGAAUGUGGUGCAUUCGUCAAAAAAAUUUGAAGUGAAGUUACGGCAUAAAAUCGUCGAAUUCUAUAUAAAAUCGACUGAAUUAGUUCAACGAUUUACCAACAAAUUGCAUAAACUGCCCACUUCUAACGCGCUACGCUCAUAUCUUCGAAAAAUGGCAACAGACUCUGGCAUUUUAGAGACAGUGGAAUUGCAAUUGCCCCAAGGCCGCAUCCGCGGUGCGAAGCGGGAGACUGUCUAUGGCGAUACGUAUUACAGCUUUGAGGGCAUUCCGUAUGCACAACCACCUGUUGGAAAAUUACGUUUUCGCGCACCUGUACCCUUUGGAAAUUGGAAAGAGACACUUGAUGGCACUAAAAGUCCGCCCAAGCCGGUGCAAAAGAAUUCGAUAACUGGUCAAAUAGAGGGUAGCGAAGAUUGUCUAUACCUGAAUGUGUUCACGAAAAAUAUUAAUGUAACUAAGCAAAUGCCGGUAAUGGUUUGGAUUUUUGGUGGCGCUUUUCACACAGGUCGUGCAGCUCGGGAUCAUCAUGGACCGGAUUACCUUAUGCGUGAAGAUGUUGUGUUUGUUUCCUUGAACUAUCGGCUCUCCUCGUUGGGUUUCCUAAGCCUAAGUGAUCCGAAACUUGAUGUGCCCGGCAACGCCGCUCUCAAAGAUCAACUGCUCGCCCUUAAGUGGGUCAAGAAAAAUAUUUACUACUUCAAUGGUAAUUGCAAUAAUAUCACCGUUUUUGGUGAAAGCGCUGGCGCUGUUUGUGCACACAUUUUAUCUUUGUCCGAUCAGGCACGUGGCCUCUUCCAACAGGUGAUUUUGAUGUCUGGUUGUGCCCUCAACUUUUGGGCUAAUAUGCAGCAAACAGAUAUGGCUUACCGUCUGGCGACAUAUCAUGGCUAUAAGGGAGCAAUCGAAGACCGCGCAAUACUUGCAUAUUUAGAAAAUUUGGAUGCAGGAAAAUUGGUCGAUCAUUCACUGCUUAAUGAGGAAGAAAACCGUAAUUUUGAUUGGCUGAGCUUUGCACCGACUAUUGAACCGUACGUAUCAGAUCAUUGCAUACUGCCAACCGAUCCAUUGAAUUUGUUGAAAUCAGCAUGGAGUAAUGGCAUACCAUUUCUAAUGGGUGGCACCUCAUUUGAGGGAUUGCUUAUAUAUCCACGCCUGAAGAUGGCUCCGCAAUUUCUCGAUUUAGUUAGACAGGAACCAGAAAUAAUUUUACCUUCAGAAGUAAGAGAUGCGCAUAAUAGCAGCUGGAACCAAGCAGAAGGUUCACGCAUACUGCAAAUGUACUUUGGCAAAGAAAAGGACGGGGUGGUGGCAAAGCAGCUAAAGCAAGAUCCCAUAUUCGAUUUGCUGCACCUUUGCUCACACAAAAUGUUCUGGCACGGCCUACACCGCACAGCACUCGCACGCAGUAAAUAUGCCACUGCCGCCACGUACCUCUAUCGUUUCGAUUUCGACUCGCCCACCUUCAACCACCAUCGCUUACGUUUUUGCGGCAAUGAUUGCGUGAAUGGUGUGGCGCAUGGCGAUGAUCUCUCGUAUUUGUUUUACAUAACUGAGUCUUGCAAAUUGGAGAAAGAUACGCCGGAGUAUGCGACUAUCCAACGUAUGGUCGGCAUUUGCACCUCUUUUGCCAAACUGGGUAAUCCCAAUUGUGCUGAGAUCAAACCGAAUGUAUGGCUGCCGAUAGAAAAGACAAAAACCGAUGUUGGUUUAAAUAUUAGUCAUGAGGUGCAAGUAAUGCAAGUACCAGAUGCUGCUAAACUGGCGCAAUGGGAUGCUUUGUACGACAAACAAAUGCUCUACGGUUCGGUAUCUGAUACUGAGGAAGAGCCUGUAAAGGGUUCGAGCGCUAAUUAACAUAGCUGAGGUUCUGAUUCCGUUGAAGUGUUGAUGGUAACUCAAAAUCAGAUUAUCACAUGUGAUAUAAUUUAUAUAAAUACUAGCUGUUACCCGCGGCUUCGCUCGCGUUGAAGCCCUUAAAUAAAUAUCAAAGAUCAUUACAUUUCAAUAGGACUGAAUCAAUGUGAUUUAGUAUUUAAAAAUUACUACAUACAAUCAGUUUCAAAAACUUAAAAUAUGCUUUAUUUAAUUACAACAACAAAUGUUAAAAUAUAAUAUAUUUCACUGUAACAAAAAUAAAUAAU
Messenger RNA from Anastrepha obliqua, 4379 nucleotides. RefSeq lists its product as uncharacterized. The transcript has 13 exons. NCBI's taxonomy places the organism in Eukaryota, Metazoa, Arthropoda, Insecta, Diptera, Tephritidae. The record is from RefSeq and is a predicted model, not a curated record. The coding region runs from base 142 to 4092 and encodes 1316 amino acids.